This is a messenger RNA of Penicillium atrosanguineum, 339 nucleotides long. RefSeq lists its product as uncharacterized. The coding region runs from base 1 to 339 and encodes 112 amino acids. The record is from RefSeq and is a predicted model, not a curated record. The transcript has a single exon. Lineage: Eukaryota; Fungi; Ascomycota; Eurotiomycetes; Eurotiales; Aspergillaceae.
AUGCCUUCAGCAACAGGAACUCUCAAGAAGAACGAAGAAGGUGCCAUCCGAGGCCAAUUUGCAGUCGACGGAUCUACUUAUUUCUUCGUCGGCACUCUCCUCACUCCCAUUUCUUCGUUCGGCAUUUCAAAUGCCCGUAUCACGUACAAAUCUACCGAACAGCUUCAGGAACAGCCUAUAAUGUUUGAGGAAAUUCCUAUUCAAAAGGACCAUAUUGAGUUCAGGUUGCAGAAUGGUGUUCAGGUGUCCGGGUUUUUCGACGAGCCAUUCGGUGAUGAAGCUGUGAACGAUCAGAUUUUUGUUGCGGGUGGCGCGGCUUGGAUGCAUAUGGAAUCAUAA